AUGGGUGGCUUCCGCCACCCACUGCCCAGCACCCUCAGCCCUCAGAGCAGACGGGGCCUUGGCUCUUGGCACACGUCUCAGCCAGCGGGGAUGCACGUGCCCACCUCCAGAUCAGGAGCGCUGGUGGCCUCGCUGGCCUUGCGGGGACUCUCACAGUUCGGCAGCUUCCAGAGGGAGGUCCACAGGACGAGGACCCCGCGCCCCCGGGCCGUGCUCUGCUACCGUGCGGAGGAGCUGCGUCGGAAGCUGCCCUUGCGGGUACGGGACGCCUGUGACUGCGCCCCACGCUGCUGCUCACAAGCCUGGGGGCUCCCGCUCCGUGUCCCUGAGACUGCCUGUGGCCCCCGCUCCACGGUGCUCCCAGAAGCCCUGCUGCCAGGAGAUGCCAACUGGGCCUCCAACUGGCCGGCCGGCCUGCUGCAGUGGCUGGGUGUCCAACAGCCUGCUGAGGCCGUGCCCGACGUGCCCCGGAGUCACACUCCUGCCGGUUCAGUGAGCCAGCUGUCCAGAGAGGAAGAGCCCCACGUGGGAGCUGCCCGUGCGGUCGGGGGCAAGGCCGCCCUGCAGGCCCGACGGAGGCCCAGGGAGCUCUUCACACCUGCAGGCCCGCAGGCCCGCAGGGCCCCAGUGGACGUCACUUUCAAGGACUGGCAGGACUUGCCAAGGCCAUGGGGCCUGGGCAGGUAUGGGUCCAGUAGGUCAGUGAGGACAGAGGCCAAGGCCCAUGGCGGCAGUGUCCCUGAGAACCGCGGGCAGGGCCGGCUGGUGGCAGGGGAGGGCUGGGACUGGUCUGCCCAGGAGAACUGGCGCCUGCAGACCAAAGAGCAGGGCCACCUGCGCGAGAUCCUGGCCAAGGCCUCUCAGGGCCACAAGAGGAAAAGCCUGUUUGGGAUCUACUGGCUGCCGGGGGCAGGGGUCUUCAGCGCAGCCUCCCCUGAACGAUGUGAGUCCUGGGGGCUGGAGGCAGGAGCUGGCUCCUUGGGCAGCUUCCCCUUCGGGAGGCUGCCCAUGCCCCUCACAAAGCCAGGUCACCCGGGCAUUGUGGGUCUGCACACUCGGGCGGCAGGACCCCCGCCCAGAGACAGGGAGCCUGCUCAGAUCGCAGUCACUGGCUCCCCGGGGCCGCCACUCCAGCUCCUCAUCCCCAGCCCCCUGGCGAUGCCCCCGCAGGACCCGCAGGCCCCGGGCCUCAGCCAGCAGCAGGUUCUGCUCCACUGGGCCCGCCGGGGCAAGUGGGGCAAGUACCAGCCUGUGGGCCGCGUGGGCAGGGGUUCUGGCGAGAAGGUGGCCUUCCACUUCGCCUGGCUCGCAGGUUGGUUCCUGCCAGCGGUGGUGGUGGGCACGCGGUUGUCCCUGGUAGGCCGCAUCAUGGUGUCCUCAGACACACCCAUCUUGGAGCUGUGCCCCCUCUGCCCGGUCUGCCUCUGGCUGCUCUCCCGUGCCUGUGCCCUGGUCCAGAGAGGAGCGUGGGAGGCAGCGUCCCCACCGGCUGAGGCCGACUGGCCCCCAGCCCGCAGUGCUCAGCGGAGCAGCUGGGCGGUGGAUGCCGUGGGAACUCUUCCUGUUACUCCUGCUAUUAGGGUGGGUCAGUUCUUCCCUGAGCGCGGCUGCAAGGCCCGCAGCCACAGUCCCUGGGCCGGAGCUUCGGGGCCCAGGACGGACUCGCAGACAGACACGCCUGCAGCACCCGGCUGGGAGCUGCCUGCCGGCCGGCUCCCUGGCCACGGAGGCACGGUCUUCUUGAGUCUGUUCACGGCGCUGUGGGCCGUGCUGCUCCUGGAAGCGGAUGAGUGCCCGCUGGCCUACCGCUGAGGCUGCUGGGACUCCGGGGACCUCGAGCGGCCGCGGCCCCAGUUUUCCGCCUCAGCUCCCACAAUACUGAAUCCCACCACGGCUGAGGACGAGCCCUACUUGCCUGAGAGGAGCCGCCUGCGCCAGGUGCUGGCCAGCUCCGUGGUGGUCCUGACAAUGGUGGCCGUGGCUCUGUGCCUGGUGCCCAUCACUGUGUACCGGGCCAUCACGGCCAUCCUGGUGUCCGGGCGGAACAACAGCAUCCUCGCAGCAUGGGCUUCGCGCAUCGCCAGCCUCACGGGGUCCAUGGUGCACCUCGUCUUCAUCCUCAUGCUCUCCAAGAUCUACGUGGCCCGGGCACACGUCCUGACGAGACGGGGUGAGUGCCGAGAGCGCUGGGCGCCGGCCAGUGAGGCGCCGCUGGGACGUGUCCAGUCCUCCCUGCCAAGCCCCUUAAACAGCAGUGGGCGGGGCCUCGGCGGGGGGCGGGGCGCCCCCUCUUCUGUGACCCGCUUCCGUUUCCGAAGAACAAAUACAUCCGUCCCCGAGCUGCACGAAUUGCAGCCCUGGUCUCGGGACGGGACAGAGCCCAGCGCACACCGGGGAGACUGGGGCAGACGCCUCCUUACCAGGCACCUCCGGCGCCCAGCGCCCCAGACCCGUGCCCAGCCCGCUUUCCGGAGCCACAACGUAUUAAUUCUUACCGGCACUUGCCUGGCUCCUCCUCUACCCGCGGAGCGCUUCCAGAAGAGGGGUGCCCAGAUCGAGUCCGAGGGCGCUUUCACCCGCAGGGUGUCCAUCUUCCAGUUCGUCAGCUUCUACUCGCCCUUCUACACCGCUUUCUUCAAGAGCAGGUUCGGCGGCUACUCCGGCAACUGCUACACCUUGCUCGGGGUCCGCAACGAGGAGUGUGCAGCUGGGGGCUGCCCCUCCGAGCUGGCCCAGGAUCUCCUGGUCAUCAUGGUGGACAAACAGGUCAUCAACACCAUCCAUGAGAUUCCUGUCCCUGAAGCCAAAGGCUGCUGGCAAGGGUUCCGGCUCUGCUCCCAGAAGAGGAAGGCAGGGGUUUCUGGAGGCCGGCAGGCGCCCUGGGAGGUGGACUACCAGAUUUUGCUCUUCGAGGGCCUAUUUGACAGGUACCUCGAGACGGACUUCCCUGUCCUGCAGUUCGGCUUCGUUACCACCUUCGGGUCCGCCUGCCCGCUCGCGCCGCUCUUCGCGCUGCUCAGCAAUUGGGUGGAGAUCCACCUGGACGCGCGCCAGUUCAUCCGCCGGGUGGCCGAGCGCGUGCUGGACAUGGGCAUCUGGUUCCGUAUGCAAGGCAUCCCGCACCUGGCGGGCAUCAGCAACGUGAGCGCGGGGCCCGGCGGGGGCGAUCACCCGGGAGAGCGGGCCGGCCGGGGCGCGCGGCCGCGCGCUCACUCGCCGGCGGCCCGGGCGUUCCUGCUGGCCUUCUCGGCCCCCUUCCUGCCGCGCGCCCACUACCAGUGGAGCCCGGCCAGCGACCUGCGCCGCUUCGCCGGCUUCACGCUGGCGCCACCCAGCGCCUUCAGCGUUGCAAGCAGCCGCCCUUGCCGGUACCAGGCCUUCGGGGAGGAUGAUGGACAUUAUUCCCGGACCUACUGGACUCGGGCCAUCUGUUCGGCCUUCGUCACGGUACAGCGGCCCUCUGCGUCUUCGCCUCCCGGCCUGGCCUCUGUCCAGAGGGCCCUGGGCACUGCAGGGUCCGUGGAAGCUGGGGUGGUCUGCCUUGCGGCCUCUGCCUCUUCCUGGAGUUUCCUUUCCUGCACUGAAGCUUGCUGUCCAGCUCAGCCCACGCCUGCGGAGCCCUUGCCCACCUCUGGCCCCACCCUGGGACUUGUGCCAAGGGAUGAGGGUGCGUGGCCACCCCACAACACCGCUGCUCCCACCCAGCACGUGGUGUUCUGCACUGGGCUCCCCGACCUCAUGGAAACCGACAUCCCUGAAUCUGUGGAGCAGGUGAAGCGGGAGAACUACGGUGCCGAGAGGACGCUGGCUGAGAGCUAGGCUCUUUUUGGAACGACUGGAGCAAAAGAGAACCAAGCGUUGGGCUCAGAGACGAGUCCGGGCCCAGAGCCUCGGUUGCCGGGAGCGGGAGUCGCAGCUCGCCCCGCAGGAGGCGGCUUAGGGCCCUGGAGGAGGGGUAGGGGGUGAUGCUGUCAAAGGCUUCCCACCUCAGAGGCCACCGCCCCCCUCCCGGCCCCUCUGCCUCCCAGGCCCUGGCAUGAGUCGGCCCCAUGGCCCUCUGUCUCCAGCCAGGGCACCUGGAAGGCGGGCACGUGGUGCUCAGGGGCAGCUUUCCCUGACAUCUCCCGCCCAGCCUCACCUCCCCCCUCACCCGGGCAGGAUGGCUCCAUAGCUGAGGUGCUGCCCCCUCACAUCGUGCCCCCACCCUUCACUGGCCUCUCCCGCCUUCGCCUGCCCCCCUCCCCCAUCUCUGGCCUUGUAGGCACAGGAGGUGGCCUCCACCGGCUUUACACGUCUGUCCCCCUCAGCCCUGAAUGGGGCUCAUCUCCCCUCAAGCUGAUGGACUUGGGGUCCUCCGUAUGGCCCUCCCUGUACCUGCUGCCCCUCAAACGGUGGUGUCCUCUCUCCCGCCAGCCCGGCCGCUUCUUACCCGGUCCGGGCGGGGUCUGGCCUGCCCCUCACAUACCCCAGCUGGCAGCCCCAACCCAGACUGUUCUGGGCCACAGCUGCGUCUGCUCACCCCGCCCCAGGGCCCCUGCAGUCCCCUCCUCUGACAAGGCCUGCAGUUUGGGCGCCUUUUCCUUCCAGCCUGUCCACAGCCUCUGAGCAGCCCUUUCAGUGCUUCCCGUGGCAGCACCUGGCUCCCGCCAGCCUGGGGCCAGCAGCAGCCUCACGGUGGCGAGUGCCUCGAUGGGGAAGGUUUGGAGGGAGACUGAAACUUCAUUCCUUGAAGCAAUCGGAGGAAAGGACAUUCACUCCCAUGUUGGUAGGUCUCCUUCUCCAAGUCUUCCCGUCUGUCUGCAUGGGGUCGUCUUCAGGACGGGGAGCUUCAGGGCACCUGCAGCUGGACUUCACCCACUGCCUGUCUUCUUGAGCACCCUGCGUCUGCCUCCUCUGAGCGCCGAUCACACAGCACCCCCAGCCUUGCCGGCUGCUCACUGUUCUCUGCUCUCUGGCUGCAAGCCCCGCGGCACAGACGCCAGGAGACAGUGCCCACUUCCGACUCCCUCAGGGGAGCGCUCCUCGGGGCGCACAGCACUGUGAAAAUGGACACGUGGCUUUUAAACUGCUUGGACGCACUGCAGCCCGCCGAGCUCCUCCCCAGAACUGCCAGUCGACGCCUUCAUGAAACCCACACGUCCGGGCCUCAGGCAGCACCAAGUAUUUCCUGACCAGGGAGGGGGCUGAGACUAGGGGCAGCUGCUUGCUCACACACCGUCCUGAAAAUGAGCCGACCUUCCGUUUGUGGGCGAUGGGGCUGUGCGCACCGCACCGUGUCCUUGUUACAAGAUCCACAGGUGUUUUCUCCCAGAUGGUUGUUCCUGUUGUUUCAAACUUUCAAAAGUAAACUUAUGGAGACAUCUAC
Bubalus bubalis (water buffalo) is the source of this 5365-nucleotide messenger RNA. RefSeq names its product anoctamin 7 (gene ANO7). Gene Ontology annotation, cellular component: plasma membrane. The record is from RefSeq and is a predicted model, not a curated record. Gene Ontology annotation, molecular function: chloride channel activity. Gene Ontology annotation, biological process: chloride transmembrane transport; calcium activated phospholipid scrambling. NCBI's taxonomy places the organism in Eukaryota, Metazoa, Chordata, Mammalia, Artiodactyla, Bovidae.